This is a messenger RNA of Synchiropus splendidus (mandarinfish), 9290 nucleotides long. It is a transcript of the gene plcl1, whose product is annotated as phospholipase C like 1. Gene Ontology annotation, molecular function: phosphatidylinositol-4,5-bisphosphate phospholipase C activity. The record is from RefSeq and is a predicted model, not a curated record. Bases 620 to 4102 code for a protein of 1160 amino acids. The transcript is spliced from 12 exons. Gene Ontology annotation, biological process: lipid metabolic process; intracellular signal transduction. Lineage: Eukaryota; Metazoa; Chordata; Actinopteri; Syngnathiformes; Callionymidae.
GCGGGCUGGAGGCGGUACGGCUGUCAAUUUCGCUCCCGUAUUCUCCCCAAAAGUCCUCACUGUCGCGCUCCGUGGAGUCAAAGGAGAUGGUGGAAGCUUCUCGGUGUCUCGGCGAUGCUCUCCGCUGUGACAGGUGUGUCUUUCUGGCUGUUUAGUUUGACGCCACCUGCCUAGCAACUUCAGUCUCUCCUGCACUUUCACAUCGAUGUCUGCUGGAAGGAGAAACAGCGGAUUCAGCGAGACUCCUUCGCUCAAACUACUAUCAAACAGUUCCCUUCUACAUUUGCAUCAUCUCGGAGGCGAAUUCUGAGCGUCUAAAGUCGCCCCUGUGCCUUGAAUCACCCGAAGCGAGGAGACUUGUUGCGCGUCUCCGGUGAGCGCACUCACUUUCCAUCCGAGUCGAGUCUCUACCUGCUUCUUCUUGAGAUUUCGACAUCGGACAUACAAAGUGGACGUCAUUUCAGACCAAGCUCGACGAAGCUGAUCCACGCAGCACAUUUUGGAAUGCGACCAGCAGCCAAGUUCAUUUUCCUUUAAAUGGAAUUCCUAAACAGGGAACUUUUUGUUUAGUGAGACUUCACCUUCACGUGUUUCUUAAAAAAAACCACCAACAUUUCUGAUGCUCGACAUGUCUGAGAAAGACGAAUAUGGAGACGGACUCUGCAGCGACGGGGCUCCAGACUUCAUUCCACCUCGAGCUUCUCGUGGCCGGCGAAGCGGUGUCAUCCUCCCCGGUGGCGGUCAGGACGCCGACACGAUCCUCCUGGAGUCCGUGAAGGCAGCACCGCGCCGCAGCAGCAUCAUUAAGGACCCCUCAGUGCAGAAGGUUGGCGGAGGCAGAAAGAAGACAGUGUCCUUCAGCAGCAUGCCCUCAGAGAAAAAGGUGAGCAGUUCAGCAGACUGCCUGGCAUUCAUGCAGGGUGGAUGUGAGCUGAAAAAGGUCCGUCCAAACUCCAGGGUCUACUGUCGCUUCUACAUGCUGGAACCUGACUUAAGCUGCCUUCGCUGGGAGCCGUCCAAAAAGGACGGAGACCGAGCCCGUUUAGACGUCAGCAGCAUCCGAGAGGUCCGUACCGGGAAGAGCACUGAAACCUUCAUACAUAACGGACCUCUUUCAGAACAACUCGCUGAAGAGGCUGCUUUCUCCAUCAUACAUGGAGAUGACUACCAGUCGCUGGACUUGGUUGCGCUGUCCGCAGACGUGGCCAACAUUUGGGUUACCGGCCUCCGUUACCUCCUGGCCCACCCAUCUGUCAUUGGUGGGGCCGGGGUAGGAGGAGGACAGGGCCUGGGUGAGAGCCCUGCAGUUGACGGAAGCCUGGGCAGUAAGAUGAGGACCGAGUGGCUUGCCUCUGAAUUCGCUAAGGUGGAUGAAGAUGGAUACGGCAUUGUCUCAGAGGACGUGGCCGUAGCUACCAUCUGUAAGCUGUGUCCUGGCAUCAAGGAAGCAAAGGUACGUCUACGUUUCAAGGAGGUCCAGCGAAGUAAGGAGAAACUGACCUCGCACGUGACUCGCGAGGAGUUCCAGGAGGCAUACUGCGAGCUCUGCACCCGCCCAGACGUCUACUUCUUGUUGGUGCAACUGUCUAAAGAUCGAGAGUGUUUGGACCCUCAAGACCUUCGUCUGUUUCUGGAGACGGAACAGGGUCUGUCUCUUGCCACGACUGACGGCUGCUUGGAGCUGCUGAGGCGCUAUGAGCCGUCGGCGCAGGGGAGAGAGCGAGGACUGUUGGGUCUGGAUGGAUUCGCUCGCUACCUGCAGUCCACCGAGUGUCAGCUGCUUGAUCCAGAGCAUUUGGGUGUUUGUCAAGAUAUGAACAUGCCUCUGUCUCACUACUUCAUCAGCACCUCAUACAGGUCCUACCUCCUGGAUGACCAGGUCCAUGGAAGGGCUGACCUUGGUGGGCUUAUUAAGGCGCUACAGUCUGGCUGCCGGUGCCUGGAGCUUGGAGUGACCGAUGGCCCUGAGGGAGAGCCUCUCCUGGGGGUCGACUAUGGGCCAGAAAUUCCCCGCCACCACCAUCACCACCAUCACCACAACCAUGCUCCCGUCACCAUUCGCUCUGCUCUGGAGGUGGUCAACAAGUAUGCUUUCCUGACCUCUCAGUACCCACUUUUGAUCUACUUGUGCCAGCGGUGCUCCCCCGCCCAGCAGCGUACCAUGGCACAGCACCUGAAGAAAGUCCUUGGCUCCCGUCUUUAUACUCCAGAAUCUCUGCCUGUCUGCCUGGGUGGACGGGCCACGACACUUCCCUCACCUGAACAGCUGAAGGGACGAAUCCUGUUAGUGGGGAAGAAGCUUCCUCCUGAUCAUGACGAUUCUGACGGGGAUGUAUCAGAGGAGGAUGAAGAAAUAGGGGGUGGGGGACCUUUGGCUGGGCGGCGAAUGACUAUACCGGGUGAAGAGGAGUUGGGUGUGGUCUUGGUGGUGCCGCCCCCUUCUCAGCCCAGAAAGCUCCGUCUUCACAAAGAUCUGUCAGACCUAGUGGCUAUUGCUCGUACUGGAAGUCGCAAUUUCUACGCACAAAGAGCCAGUCAGAAGCAGAUCUUGCAGCAGUCUCCACCUAGCAGCCCCUCCUCUCCCGGCACCCCCGUCCCUCCAGAGUCCCCCUACUGGACACUCUGCUCCCUUGGUGAAGGCGAGGCUGGGCGGCUGACUAGUGAAAGCCCAGAGGACCUUGUUAUGUUCACAAAGCGCACCCUGACAAGGGUGCGACCCAGCUCUGUGCGUCUGGACUCAAGCAACCCAAACCCGCAAGGAUACUGGAAAGGUGGGGUCCAGCUUGUGGCCUUAAACCAGCAGACCCCUGGUGCCAUGUUGGACCUUCACAAAGGUCGCUUCUCGCAAAAUGGGGGUUGUGGCUAUGUUCUACGACCCGCUGUGAUGAGGGAUGAGGUGUCGUAUUUCAGUGCCCACACCCAGGGUUGUGUCCCCGGUGUGCCCCCUCAGACUCUAAGGAUUAAGGUCAUCAGUGCCCAUAACCUGCCCAAACCACAGGGAUCGGGAGCGAAGGGAGAGGUGAUUGACCCAUAUGUAGUUCUUGAACUUCACGGUGUCCCGGCUGAUUGUGCUGAGCAACGGACGCGGACUGCUGCUCAGAACCAGGAUGACCCACUGUUUGAUGAGACCUUCGAGUUCCAAGUGAACAUGCCGGAGCUCGCCCUGCUGCGCUUCGUAGUCCUAGACGACGACUACAUCGGGGAUGACUUCAUCGGCCAGUACAGCGUUGCCUUCGAGUGCCUUCAGCCCGGUUACCGCAACGUUCCCUUGCUGGGCAUCGGGGGGGAACCUCUUCCCCAUGCCAGCCUGUUCGUCCACGUGGCCGUCACUAACCGAAGAGGCGGCGGCAAAGCCCACCGCAGGGGUCUGUCGGUGAGACGGGUGGGCCGACGAGGGCGAGAGUACGUGACCCUGAGGCAGACCGGUAUCAAGGUGGUGGAUGAGGCUUUCAAACCUGCCAGUGGACCACUGAAGGAGGUGAUGGACCUGCGAGAGGACGCUCAGGGCACUGCUGCCAGCUUCAAAGAGCAGUGUGGGCUCCCCACAGUGGCCAAACUCAAGCAGUGCAUCCAGAGCCUGGCCACCAGACUGCAGACCCCUGAAGGCGGCAUGGGGGCCAUGAUGACGCUGAAAGACGGAUACCCCUACCUGGAGCCUCUGAUGACCCUGUCAGACACGACCAGGAAGCUGCUCGCUGCCUAUGACACGAUGAUCACUGCCCAGAAACAGCUGAUCGAAAACGCGGAUGGUGUUCAGGAGAGAAUUGCACAGGUGCAGAGAGAAGGUAUGGACCUCCAUGAAGAUCUUUCUCGUCUGGCGGAGAAAGAGGGACUGAAAGGACGAAAGCUCAACAAAGCUGUGGAAGCUUUCACGUGGAAUAUCACCGUGUUGAAGGGUCAGAGUGAUCUGUUACGAGGGGCCAAGAUGGAUUCCCUGGACGCCCUGAGGCAGCUGGCUCUAGCCUGCGAGGCCUGCGGACUCACCUGCUCUACCUCCUCCUCCAACUCCUCCUCCUCCACCUUCUCCACUGCCGAACUCCACUACACCUCCCACCCUCUGACCGCUCGCCGAGGCAGCGUGCACGGCAACGGGCGCAUCUGACAGCCCGCUGCCAAAAAUGUACAGGGAGCGGACAGAGAGUAAUUACAGAGGAGAUGAGGAGAUACGAGGGAGACAGAGGUGUAAAAAGCCUGUGAGGAUUUCCUCCCUGGCACAGAGUUUCCCUUUAUCCAGCAGCACAGUGAGUCCAGAGCAGAACAGAAUAUCUGUUUAAGCCUUAGCUGACAUGAACACUAUAUCUCAGACUGCAGAAAAACACUUUUCAUGAAUGUUGUUGAAGUACUCAGAAGGUACUUUUUCCUGAGUUGAUUUCCAAGGGAACACGCCAGACAGCUCCGUGGGGUUCCUUCACAGAACAGGCUGAAUAAUUGGUGACAAAGAUGCUGCCACACGGUUGAUAUUUCUGGAGUUUCAACUACCAUGAAGUGAAUGUAACUUGUGUGUCUAUGUCCUUCCUUCACUGCCAAAACAAACACUUGACUAACCUUCACCCAUUUCAUGAACACUUGAUUCACCCAUGACAGUUAUGCUCAACUUUACCCUUCCAUCUAGCGUUCAGCGCUCUGAUGUAGUGACGUUGCAUACAAGGUGGCGCUAAACUUGGAGAGGGAAAGAGCAUGCCUGCACUUGACACAAAAUUUGUGGUUCCAGGUCACAGUCUUUUAGUGUCGCACUGCUGAACGAAUCUAGCUGUAGGUGAAAGUAAACUUGGUGUCCUCCCUCAGUCCAAAAAUGUCGGAAAGUCUUUCUUUUGAGGGUUAUCUGUAAAUAUAGUAAUAAAUAUAGAUGAGUCAAGGAUGUCCCAUUAAUUAAAAAAAAAGAUGGACUUCUUGAGUUCCUAGAUCGCUGGCUAUCUCUGACCGAAGUAAUGUGGCUGUUUUGGUUCGUGAGCAUCUGACAGUGAAAAUUUGGUGGAGGCUGAUCUGCCUUCGUAUUUUCUCCAUCCAGGUUUAGUCACCUCUCAGGUGUAAUUACACAGACCUGUGCGGUCGAAUGACUGACAGAAUCCCCGAUGGCGCUGUGAAACAGGAGGUGAGGGGGAAGAAACUGGAGCCCUGGCCUGUGGGACUGCGUGAUUACUCUUGUACAUUUGUGGAUCAUAUGACCCCUCUCAUGACAUGCCGUCCUAGGGUUGUUGGAGUCGUGUGUUCUGGAGCGUAUCGAUGUAGCAAUAAUUUCAGUGUGGUGGAAUGUGAAUGCAGAUUUUAGAGAUCAUUUCAUGGCACGCUCAGUUAAACCGUGGUGUAAAGCCGGUGCUUCUGCUGCUUCAUGACUGCCGCUUACUUGACCUUAAAUUGUGUGUGCUUCUAUUGUGCACCGCGCAACAUAUCACAGUUGUUCUUUACUACAUUCAUAGUAAUACUUCUCAUCCCUUAAAAGUUUAAGAACUACGAAUAAGCUUUGAUAUGAAUCUACCUCCCUGAAUAACAGUAAUGCCAUAUUUAUGAAUGAAUAUCACCCUUAGUAAUAACAAUGUCAUUAUUAAUUCAAAAUUAAGGACAAUGCAACUGUAUAAAUAACAAACAAAAUGAUUUAUCAGCGUAAUUUGAGUCUUUUAAAUGAUCCUGAAUCUCUGCUUGAUGAGUGUUGAGUGAACAUGCAGAUUUGUUUGUUUUAGCAAAGAUAAUAUUGCAGAUUUCACAUCUAGACUUCUGGACUUUCUCCCUGAACCAGGGAGGAGACUGGGUUUGUUCACCACCCGACCACAAACCCUCUUCACUGAGUUGUUGUUUAUUUGUAAAGACAAGUUUAGAGCUCAAAGUGAGGUCACUGUGUGGAGCUGAACGGAGUUAACCAUCAUAAGCUUCAUUUGGUUUUGCCUCUUCCUUCUCUGUGGUCAAAAGUCUAGUUGGCCAGACACUCAAUGAGACUCUGAGAAGAGUGUUUUCUUUAUUGUUAUUUUAUUGAGUAAAUUUGGGAAGGCUCAGGCAAGAGUGUUGACUUAAAACUGUAGAGGGUAACUGUGUGAGUAAAUGAGAUGAAAGAAACCAGCAUUUUAUUAAUUCAAUACAUAGUAUUAUGAACCUGAGCCAGUGAGUCCUGUCCACAAAGGAGCUUUUGAACGAAGGAGUCCUUAACUCUGGAUGUCAUGCAGUGGCUAUCACUGAAAGUUGGGUGGUUUAAAAAAAAUGGCAGAAUAUAUUUAUUUUUUUAAAGACAGAUGAUAGGAGAUGUAAUUUAUAAAAAUGUCUAACUCACACGUUAUGGACAGGACGAAUGGGGGCAGAUAAACUACCUUCAAUGGCGGUGAGCCACAAAUGCAUGUGUGAAAAUAAACUUGACCUUGAGUGUUUAAGGGUCAAAUGUAUCGUGACCCAUGAAGCUGAUCUUUCUAUUUGCUUUUCCCAAAAAACAUCUGACGUGUGCAACACUUGCCCACGCACCAGCACCUCCAAAAUUCUUUCAUUUAUACUUGGCAGCGUGAGUGACUCGACUCAAACCUUCUUAGAAGACUCUGAAUGUUUAUCCUGCUGGCAUGUGGGCUGUGGAGAGAUUGGUGUUACGGCUGAAUGCUUUUACUCAGCUGGUGGUGUUUCGUGUAGGUAGAGGAGGUCGGGCGGCACUAAAAUAAGACGCGGAACCUGUCAGAGCAUCUUUUUAUAGGUCACAUGAUGCAGCUGGUGUUCUGAAUGAUUUGCUACCAUCACGUUAACAUCGUUUCCCCCUCCUCUUUUAUUUUUCCAUAAAAAGUCCUGACCUGUUUUCACACGUGCGUUUUCAUCAGUGGUGGCUUACGUACACGUCAAUGACCUAUUUUUAUAUUAGUCAUCUGCUACAAUGUGACAUAUGAACAUCAGCAUGUAGAGGAAUGUACAGCGGGUUUAAUAAUAAUUCACUUUAGCUGCCCUCCUCUGUAGACACUUUAAGACAGAAGUAGAUCAUACUUUUUAACCUGUGGAGGAUCAUAACCAUCUCUGAGCAAUACACUGACAGCUCCUGCUGUUUGGAGUUAAUAAUAACUCUCUGACUCACCUGAGGCCUUCAUGUGUGCUGUGCGUCUGCGUGUUUCGCUUGUGUGGGUCCUGAUGUCUGUCAGAAUGCCAUAGUGCCGUAAUCUCAACUGGUUCACUGUUCAAACUGUGGUUUGAACAGGAAUCGCUGUCCCUUCUAAACCAUAAGCUACUGCAACUUGCCCUUUGAACAUAUUAUGGCCGAAUCUAUGAUCUUACAAGCAGUGCAUAGUUAUUUUAGACAGGGCAGGUAGGUCGCCAGCAGCCAGUGUUCGUGUUGACAGGAGCGUGUGAGGUGGCUUUCCAGAUGAAUAGGGUCCAAUGGAGGACGGCUUAGCGCUCUGUCUCAUUGGUGUUCCAUUGUGAUGUCAUACUUUUGGGUACAAAGUGUUGUUGUUUGGGUUGCUCAUGUUCUUUUUCUGACCUGUUCAGAUGUUCUACGUGAGACUUGUAGAGAUUGUAUGUGAACACUUGAACUCAGAAGACCCUGCCUGUUAUGUGACGUGAAGUCCAUGGAGAAGUCUCUCAGUUCAUGUAUGCAAAGUACAAAACAACAUUAUGUUGUUUAAUUUUCUAUCAAAAACACACAGUUGUAAGUGUCAUCAAGACCCUUUUUAGAAUGUACAUGGGAACCUCACCGGCCCUUUUGUUGACAAGUAAACUGCAAUAAUGAAGAAGUCAAAUCUGAUUUAAGUAGUUUGCAGGUCUGUGUUAAUGAUGCAUGAGCGCCGGUAAAACGAGCCGCUGUAUUAUCUUUCACUGUUCCGCCUGACAUGCCAGCAAACAUGAGGAAUACAAUACAAAAAAAGUGGGAUUCACUUUACAUGUUGGAACACGGCGGAGUAGUUUCCAGGUCGAGAAGUUCGGGGGCAAGCGGUGCCUAGUUUCAGUAAUCAGGUUUAGCCAUGUUAAAGUAGCCGUGCAGAUACAGUACAUGUAAGCAAAACCACUGUUGUGGCGGAAAAGCACAGUCUGGUCUCAAACUCAGGUCCGCGGGGUAUCAAAGGGUCACUCGGCGAAACUGUCGUGAAGAGGUCUAGUAACCUAAGUAACUGGACUAGUAAUAAUCAAAGAAAAUGUUUCGCCUCCUAUCCAGAACGUUUUCUUUGACUACUACUAGUCCGGUUGACCUGAUUCAAGCCUUUGAUGCGUGAUAACUGAGCACUCUCACAAACAUUGCAAAUAUAAAAGAUGGUGGUUAAAAUAUUAAAAUCGUGGUGGAGUUUGUGGCUUUGAUUUUUUAGGUCCUGAAAUUCUGGGUUGUACAGAAAGACAGUAAUGGCAGCAUUAGUAUGCAUUAGUAUUAACUGUACGACGACCGUAGGAGUGAAGGAAAAAUAACUGCAGUCCAACUGAAUGCAGACGUUGUCAAUGCUCAGUACGAAGUCAGCUCAUACUCAGUCGUCGGCUCACGCCGUUCACAUCUGGGACUCGGCUUUCCUAGGCGCCGUCCUUCGAGGGAAUCUAGGAUUUUGGAACUUCAUUCAAUGUCUCUCAAAUCAGCACACAUCCAUCCAUAACACUUCAAUAGUUACUUAACUAAAGUUAAAAAUUGAAUUGGCGUCCUUGUGUAUUUCAAGUACACAGUUGUUUUUUACCUGAACAAGCACGUUUACUGCAAAUUUUUUUUUUUUGUGAAAAUCAAUAAAAAACCGGACAUUGGUUAAGUUUGCAUUUCAUUGAUGCUGCUUUGUAUUUACGCUUUGUUACGACCAGACUCUUAAACAGCUGCUAUUUUAGGUACCUAAGGACCCAUUUGCUCAAGGGACACUUGACUCUCUGCUUUGAAACAAUGCGAGUCAUCCACACAGCAAGUGAACACACGUCUGUUCAUCGUUGGUUUUAAAGAUGAGACGUCACGCUCGUCUGAUUCGCCCAUGUGUCUUAAACUGGAGCUGGGUCGGUCUGUGCUCUUGGCGUGCGCUGCUGUUGUGUUGGUGUGGUCACUUAUUAGCCUCAGUAGAGCAAUUGUGUUGUGAAGUGGACAAGGUAAUAACACUUUGAACCGUGUGAGGGUCGUGUUUAGGUCAUCUUCAGUGUCCGUGUUGACCGCCACCGCUAACCGCCGCCUCUGUCACCCGUGCUAUUCUUUUCUGUCUCUGUAUGUUUUUGUAAAAAAUAAAAGAAGACCAAAAAUAUUUAUUGACGUGUGAUUUAAAAUCUAUAAUAAAUUAAUAUGUUUUAUUAAAUGGACAUGCUUUUAUUUUGAAAAGCUGUUGUGUUUUCUAUCUGACAAGUAAUCAGUUAUAACAUGUAUCCCAGACUAAAUAAAGUUUUCC